AUGCCAGGCCUGAUCAGCAUUCUCUCCUCUCAGAGCUCCUCGCGCUUCGCCCACGCCCUCAGCAAGGAGACUCGCGUGUCGACCGCCGAAAAUGCGUCCGUCAAGGUUCCUGCGAAUCUAGGCCUUUUAUUUGGCCCAGCGGCUCCUAGCGCUUUCCAGAUGCCCGCUCCGUCUCCCUUUCAACAACACGUUCCUUCUUUCCCGCAGCAAUUACAGCACCAGCUGUACCAACUGCCGCUCAUGCCGGUAGCACAGCAGUCGAUCCCGCGCGGGAGCGAUUCGCACGGCAUUUCCGCAAAUCCCGCCGACCGUUGCGGGCUGCAUCUGAUUCGCGGCGACGCGUUCGACCUCCGGCCGCAAGACCCGUCGACCACGGCCGUAGUAUCUCCCACUGACGUGGCUGGUGACGUGUCGAUUUCAUCCUCGAUUCGCCUAGCGGAUCUGAUAUCCGAGUAUUUUGAAGAUUUCGAUGAGAAUGGCGACGCGCUCGACGGCUUGACGACUCUGAGAACAGAGCGCAGCGCGCAGGCGCAGUUCCACGAAUCCCGCGCAGGAACAGCAACCUUUCUGCCCGCCACGAACCCCGCGCGCUCGAACCUGGGAUCGCAGGGCGAGGAGGCGAAUCAACGUCUGUCAGCAGAUUAUCUGGACAUGCAGAUGCAACUGACGGAGCAGAGUCAACUUCGCAUGGUUCAGUCGCUCGCAGCCAUGGAUGGCCCCGUCGAAAGCGCCCUCUACGCUGACGUCAUCUCAGCGAUGACCGACGCGCGCGCGUGCCAAGCGAACGACCUGCGCGGGAGCAGCCUAAACGCGGCGGUCGCAGGGCGACUGCGUGCGAUGAGGUACGACGCGGCGGUGUGCACGACGCAGUGGGACACCUCGCCCACCAUGCCCGAGGGGUCAUACGAGUACAUUGAUGUCCUCGUCUCCGCGGAAUCAAUCUCCCGCCCGCCCGCAUCCGCCUCCCCCUGUUUCACCCUCGUCAGUUCCACCUCCCCCUCUCCAGCCUCCCCCUCGCCCACCUUCACCAGAACCGAACCCCCGACCACCGCCACUCGCUCUUCCCUUACCCCUUGCGCCGCCGCCUGCCCUCCCCCGGACGGCGCUUCCCCCUCCCCCGCUUCCGCCAUCCCCCAGCGCUUCAUCAUCGACCUGGACUUCCGCGCGCAGUUCCAGAUCGCACGGCCCACUCGCGAGUACGCGUCCGCGCUCGAAUCCACGCCGUUGAACUUCGUGGGGCGGCAGGAGCGGCUGGCGCGGCUGGUGGAGGUGGUAUCUGGCGCGAUGAGGGGGGCUUUAAGGGCGCAGGGCAUGCACAUUCCGCCGUGGCGCAAGGGCGAGUAUCUUCACGCCAAGUGGAUGGCUGCAGUUACCCAGAGAGUCAUGUGUGAGGCGACGGGGGUGGAGGAGGGUGAGGGGAAAAAAAGCACGGGAGUAGUGGGCAGGAGGAUUGUGGGCGAGGGGAUGGAGAGGGGGGGAGGAGAGGUGGGGGAUAAGGAUACAGGUCCAGUUGUUGGUAGUCGCAAUGGUGGCUAUGGUGGCAAGGAGUCUCAGACUACAACCCUCUUUACUGUCACCGCUGCUAGUAACACCGCUUACGCCGCCGAUGCUGCGACAGCUGCUCCUGCUGCCAGCCCCUUCACAGCUUGUGCCGCCCCGCCGGCACCCACUGCUGCUCCAGCUGGAAGCUUCUACGCAUCUUCUGCUCCUGGCAUCGCAGGUGCUGGCGGGGCGGCUCACGCUCUGCGCCAGCAGCAGCAAGAGGCCCGUUUGACCAACGCCUUGGGGAACGCUGUUCUCUUCCAAGGCCGCUGUGUCCCCACAAGGCGAUUCGCUGCCCUGCACCAGUGUGCCCGAGCAGGGGGGUGGUGA
Molecule: messenger RNA, 1872 nt
Organism: Closterium sp. Naga37s-1
Lineage: Eukaryota; Viridiplantae; Streptophyta; Zygnematophyceae; Desmidiales; Closteriaceae
Source: the annotation of a GenBank genome assembly